CUUUUGACGUUUUCUGUUGUUUGGGUGAUGAUUCUGCCUCUCCUUGAUUCUCUGAGCUUCUUUGUCUGCUAUCUCCUUUGUGCUUUUGCUGAUGUUGGUGGCAGGGGAGGAUGUUUGUGGUGAGGUUUUUUGUUGUUGUUCCUUUUGGAUUUCUUUUUGGCUUCUGUUUGUGUGUGUUUGUUUAUGCGGGGAAGAGUAAAGGGAGUUGUGGUUUCUUUGCUGUCUUUCGGAAAGGGAGAAGAAGAAACGAGGACAGGAAACUUGGGGAGAAAGAAGAUGAAGAAGAAGAAAGGAAGAGGGUAGUGCCAAGAAGAAGAAGAAGAAGAUGAAGAAGUCGUGGCUUUUUAAGAAGGGGAAGCAAAGUGCAGUGAAGCCGAAGAAAGAACUCCCCCCCUCGUUCUUGGCCUACAAGGCCUCUCUUUUAUAGCAGGGAGUUAUACUGUAGCUCUACAGUAGUUAACGGUUGUGCACUGUUCUUAUUGGCUGUUAGGGGUAGGGGGUAAGUGUAUUUUUUUUAUUGGCUAGUAGGGUAGGUU
Messenger RNA from Linum tenue, 536 nucleotides. Lineage: Eukaryota; Viridiplantae; Streptophyta; Magnoliopsida; Malpighiales; Linaceae. The record is from the annotation of a GenBank genome assembly.